UUCAUAGAAAGCCAAGGCCACAAAAUACUACGGUACGGUUGAAAAUCCAUCCAUUCCUAACCGAAAUUGUUUUUUAAGUGUUUAAGCGCAUACACUGAUCUAUUUCGGAAUCUUACAUAUAAUUUUUUUAUUUUUGUGUUAUCUACGCGAACACAAAAAACGAAAACGUAGGAUCUCUCUUUUCCUCCGCAUCCAUCUGUGAAAAGAGCGAAAAAUUAAGCUACGCUACACGUGGAGAGUUUGUUUUUGGUUUGUCCAAGCAAUCGGAAAGAGUUCCCCGCCACUGAGGCCUUUCGCUGUUUUAUUUACUUUUAUCGAUAGCUGGUGCCCGCUUUUCCCCAACAUUUUUACGUUAUAACGCACAUCCAGUCUCAUUGCUUCCUUUUGUUCUCGUUUGCCUGUCGUUUCUCACUCUUACUGCUCAAAACGCAUUUUCUUUUACUGAUAACCCGCUUUUGUCCUUAACGCUGUGACCCCAAUUUCUCUUAGUUUUGGUUUUUUGAUUUGUUUCUCGUCCUGCGUUUUUCUCAUCUUUUGACAAAUUAUCAUUCGUAUUGCCAGCAUUCCGCUAGCACAUAACCACUUGUCCAAGAAAAUUUCCGUGCUUUUUUCAUUGAGAAAGGUCACAUUUUUUUCUUUCCAUUUCCUUUUUCAUUGUGAUCAACAUAAGCUCCUCAUUGCAUCUCAUUGCACUGUUUUUGCAUUUCUUUCUGCAUCUCUUUGAGUUUCAGCCAUUUAUUUUGCGCAAGAAACUUGGAUAACCUCAUUACCCACUUAGCAAAUCACAAAUUUUUCUGUGGUUGACAGACGAAACGGAAACCUCAUUUCUUCCCUCGUCGCUCUACUCCCAUCGUCUUUCCUUGCUGCAUUUUUUUAGCGAAAGAAAAGGCUUCAUUUUGCGUUUGUUUUCUCUUGUAUACCCUGUGUUCAUUUGCACGAUACCAUACAUUGUUUAAUACCGUCUAUCAAACAGUGUCGUUAAAUAUCUGUGAGCAAAGCCAACUCUUAUCAUGUCUUUAAAGCUCCUCUCUCCUGACGUACCACAAACGAUGGAGACCUUAAAAGAACAAUCUACUAGCUACUUUCUCCCUCGAUGCGUCCAAUCUUCGCCACAAGAGUCUCGCGAGAAGCUCCAGGACACUUCGCUUCUCCCCACAGGGAUUUUGAACGGCGACGACGACGCAUCAUAUGUGCACAUGUCGCCUAAAGCAUCAUCAACCAAUGUUUCUUCCUCUUCAAACUCUUCCGACGGUUCGACUAGCUCUCGUGCUGAGGGUAAUGCACUUAAAGAACGAUCAUCGAGCUCUUCUCGUGUGUCUUCGUUUGCUAGCCGUGUAUCAAAGACAGCAUCACCGCCACCUAUCUUAGCUUCCCUGUUCAUUGAGAACAUUCCUCGGGACAUGUCGUUCCGCGAGUUUGCUGGUAUUUUUACCUUUGCAAAAGAUGUCGAGUCCUGUGAACUGUCUCCGGCAACAACCGAAUCUGAAACAUUGAGCGGUUGUGUAGUGUUCCGCUCUUACGAGGCUGCUGUCUAUGCUCGUUCCAUACUCAUGACGAGCCAGUUUUAUUCGUUUUCUGGAAUUGCUGUGGUGGACAAUAACGGACAUCAGGUUUGCCAAGGGUCUUGCACUCCUAGCGACGCUGAGCAUGCUGAGGCUAGCGCUGGCGCUCAACCCUCCUUACUCUCCCGUCACAGUUCCACCUCAUCGUCUUACCAUUUUUCUGCCAUGCGUGAAUCGCUGUCGCAAAUUGAUUUGCUUAAGCUAAAGAAUGUUAGUGAUGCCAGCCAAGGAUCGUCUUUAUAUUCCGUGAAUAACCACUUUGACAAUCUAUUCUCUCAUUCUGGUCCCCUCGGUGAUGCCGCUAAGCCGUUGAGAACAGAUGGUGUAUGGACACCAAGCAGUUCCUCUCGAGGACCGUUCUCGGGUCUUAAAGACGAUUCCAGUCCUUGGAUGAACACGCCUACUCUGAAAUCUUCAACAGAUACCCCUAACUCUAAGCACUCUUUUCAGUCACUUUCCAUUAACACCAAUUUCUCCAACAGAUCGCCACUUUCACCGGAUAAGUUUUACCAUGCAAGCCCUCUUGGCUCUACGCAGUCUCCUCGUUUCCGCGCCUUCACUGCGAACGUUGGUGAACGUUCUGUGUCACCCCCGUUGACUCCUGGUUCGUUUACGCCGACGCAUCGCGACUUUCUGUAUUCUGCUUCUUCAAUGUCGCCAAACACUCCGUUUGCGCCCUUCGUCUCCCACUCGUUUCAUCAACGGGCUCCGGUAACUACCCCUGUGAACAUUAACCCGGCUGAUCAAAAUCCCCCUUGCAAUACAAUUUAUGUUGGUAACUUGCCUCCUUCUACUUCAGAGGAUGAGUUGAAGGCGCUGUUCUCUACCCAGCCGGGUUACAAGCGUCUUUGUUUCAGAACGAAGGGAAAUGGUCCUAUGUGUUUUGUCGAGUUUGAAUCAAUUGCGUAUGCCACUGAGGCACUUAAAGCCCUCCAAGGAGUUUGCCUCUCUAGCAGUGUUAAAGGUGGUAUCCGCCUUAGUUUCUCGAAAAAUCCACUUGGUGUGCGCUCUCCCAGCUCAUCACAUUCGAACAACCGCAACCUGCAUUCAGGUUCUGUGAAUUAUCCAAACCUCUCCCUGCUAAACCAGAACAAUCACAAUGAUACGCAUGUUCCUUCAUGGGGGACGGCGCCCUUCUAUAAAUGAGCAGUGAGUGUCCUUUUGUUUCUUUAUCCAUGCUUCCCCCAUGUAAGUUUUUUGCGCUUUUAUAAGCUUGCUCGCUUUCCUUGUUACAGCUAUGUUCAUAAGUCAAUCUUUUCGACCUCUGCUAUUGGUUUGGAACGUAUUUCUCAUGGUCUUUCUUAUGACAGCAGUGCUAAUCUGAGUUCCCCAAAGAGGUUUGUUGUCGUUGCUUUGCAGAUUUUUUCAAAAUUCAUUUCAUUUAGAAACUAGCAAACGAUUGGCGGGACUUUAUCUAUGCUAGAUUUCAUAUUUUGUUGCGAAUAAAUAACAUAUAUACUAUACUAAAAACUCACAGUGUUUACUUGAUCUGUUUUGUAGUCGGC
Molecule: messenger RNA, 3067 nt
Organism: Schizosaccharomyces japonicus yFS275
Lineage: Eukaryota; Fungi; Ascomycota; Schizosaccharomycetes; Schizosaccharomycetales; Schizosaccharomycetaceae
Product: RNA-binding protein Scw1
Exons: 1
Coding region: 1011-2708 (565 amino acids)
Molecular function (GO): nucleic acid binding; RNA binding
Source: RefSeq, a predicted model, not a curated record